UUGUAGCUGCUCUCUGUCUCUGGAGAAAUUAGUCUUGUUUUUGCUUUAGCACUUGUAUUGUCUUUAUCUUGACCUCUUAUUUACCGUUUCUUCAGAUAGCAGAAUUUUUAUUAGCUUUACCCUUUUACAGCCUAGCUGGUGUGAGGUGUGUACGAGUAAGUUAAGUUAUAUUGUUGUCUGCGAUCCAACGUUGGACUUUGGUUUGAUCUUCACCUAUAACAAGAUCAUUUAGAGGACUAACCUUCAUAAUCCUGUAAGAUUUUACUGGUUUCACAAGAUUCAUUUAACCGUCUUGUGUACUUGUGAGUUCUAAAGCUGAAACUACAACACCAGAUAUUUGGAUUCUACGACCGCUGGCUUUGUCUGUACCAGCAACCGUGGAGUAUCCUGUGGGUGUCCCUCCUCUCUGGAUGGGGAAGAAAACUCAAAGGAGGGAAUCAACAGGGCCCCGGUCACCUGGGCCAACAACUCCAACAAGAGACACCAGGACAAUACGGGUGAAGAUGGUGCUGUUGGGAAGCUCUGGGGUGGGGAAGUCCAGUCUGGCAAUACGUUUCAGCAAGGAUGAGUUUAAAGGCACUUUACCCACCGUAGGCUGUGCCUACUUCACCCAGGUGGUGUGUCUGAGUGAUGUCACAUUUCACUUUGAGAUCUGGGACACGGCGGGACAGGAGAAAUACCACAGUGUUACCCCGCUGUACUACAGAGGAGCCCAUGCAGCACUGGUGGUGUACGAUAUCAGCAAACGAGAGAGCUUCAUAAGGGCCCAGAUGUGGCUUCGGGAGCUGGAGAAGCACUAUAUUCCGGCUUCCACCGUGAUGGUACUAGUAGGAAACAAGGGGGAUCUUUCAGAGCUGCGCCAGGUGACAUUACAGGAAGGGCAUAGUCUUGCCGUUGACAGAGGCUUGCUUUUUAUGGAGACCUCGGCCAAGUCAGGGAAUCAAGUCAGUGAACUGAUGCUGGCUAUUGCCCACAGGGUGAAGAGGUGUACAAGUGAGCAUCAAAGCGGUCUGACAGAGUGGCAGGAGACAGAGUUAGUGAACCUGCGCCGCUCUGAGACCCUACAGCACUCUCUUGCAUCCUGUUGCCCCUCCAUUGGACCCUAAUGUGUGUUGUGUGUGUGUGUGUGUCUGAUAUUUUUGUGAGGAACUGUAUGUUCAAAGAUUUAAGUUUAAGACAAUGACUUCUCAAUGACCCAAGAUCAGCUCAGUUAAUCCCUACCAUUGUGACAACGAGUUGUCAUAAUGAUGCAUCAAAUGUACGUUAUCUGAGGGGUGUUUGGCAGACACAAUGUAAGUAACUUAAUUUAUGUUCCCCUAAUUGCACCGAAUACCUCUGUUUAUCUUACAGUUAUUUUAUGCAGUACUCAUGUGCCUAUGAGCCAGAGUUACAAUGUUAGCACUGAGGUGGUGUACCCUAGUAGGAAGUCCACUGUGUGCAGCUCACCAUGUACUAUCAGCUCCAAUAUAAAUAACAUGUUAUGUACUUGAGUGAAGACCCAAAAGCGGUUUUAACAGAAAACAGAGUUCUUUAAUGAAAAAAUAGGAAUGGCAUAAAUCCUCUUCCAACGUAGUCAAUGGAACAAAAAGAACGUUAGUAUAAUGCAGGAUGCACCUGCCAGGCAGACUCCGACAGGAUAGGACAAGGUGGAAGCAAACGCGACGACAGCUUGCUUCUGGCAUCAAAAACACAAACAAGAAUCAGACACUGAAAGUAGCAGGAACAGAGAGAGAAAUAGAGACCUAAUCAGAGGGGGAAGAGAGAACAGGUGUGAAAGAGUGAAUGAGCUAGUUAGGGGAGAUGUAGAACAGCUGAAGAAUGAGAGACAGAGAAGGUAACCUAAAAAGACCAGCAGAGAGAGACAGAGUGAAGAGAAAGGACAGGAACAGACAUAACAAGACAUGACAGUACCCCACCCCCACUCACCGAGCGCCUCCUGGCGCACUCGAGGAGGAAACCUGGCGGCAACGGAGGAAAUCAUCGAUCAGCGAACGGUCCAGCACGUCCCGAGAGGGAACCCAACUCCUCUCCUCAGGACCGUACCCCUCCCAAUCCACUAGGUACUGAUGGCCACGGCCCCGAGGGCGCAUGUCCAAAAUCUUACGAACCCUGUAGAUGGGUGCGCCCUCGACAAGG
Oncorhynchus masou masou (cherry salmon) is the source of this 2136-nucleotide messenger RNA. Its product is annotated as ras-related protein Rab-17-like. NCBI's taxonomy places the organism in Eukaryota, Metazoa, Chordata, Actinopteri, Salmoniformes, Salmonidae. Bases 411 to 1106 code for a protein of 231 amino acids. Gene Ontology annotation, molecular function: GTPase activity; GTP binding. The transcript is spliced from 5 exons. The record is from RefSeq and is a predicted model, not a curated record. Gene Ontology annotation, cellular component: Golgi apparatus; endosome.